Messenger RNA from Patella vulgata (common limpet), 3499 nucleotides. RefSeq names its product vesicular glutamate transporter 2.2. The transcript is spliced from 12 exons. Gene Ontology annotation, cellular component: synaptic vesicle membrane; excitatory synapse. The coding region runs from base 209 to 1774 and encodes 521 amino acids. The record is from RefSeq and is a predicted model, not a curated record. NCBI's taxonomy places the organism in Eukaryota, Metazoa, Mollusca, Gastropoda, Patellidae. Gene Ontology annotation, biological process: synaptic transmission, glutamatergic; transmembrane transport; regulation of synapse structure or activity. Gene Ontology annotation, molecular function: L-glutamate transmembrane transporter activity; neurotransmitter transmembrane transporter activity.
CUGUCUAUUAUCAUUAUAUAUUGUAUAUAUGGGAUAUCUAAUAAUGUAUUGUCACCUGUUGUUCAGUAUGUUUUAAUGUAUUUCUAUAAAUAAGGUGUGUUUAGUAACCGGAAAUAUUUGGAAACCAGUCUGAUUCCUACCAAGAGACAUCCUAAGUAAUGUUCAAAGGUGAAGUAAAGAGGGUAUUUACAGGAAUACGCCCUUCAUAAUGGGAAUCAAUAAGAGGAAAAAUGACCCCACGGGUGACAAAGUUGCGGCAAGCGAUUCCACCAAAGACAGCUCCGAAUCUAAAGAAGAAGAUGUGGUAUCAGAUGAUGUUAAUGCAAGACGAAAACGAUUUCAGGCCAAAAGUUUCUCUAGAAUGCGUCAUGUGGUAAUAGCCGUUGCCUGUAUUGGCAUGAUGCUAAUUAAUGCAAUGAGGACAAACAUUGGAUUCACGGUGUUGACAAUUCUUGACGAGGAGGCUCAUCGAAAAGUAGGCACUAUCGAGGCCAUUAUGAGUCUGCCAAACGUGGAUUGGAAUUCAAAGAUGGUGGGAUUUUUACAUAGUAGUUUUUAUAUAGGGUACAUAUUGACCCACAUGCCAGCUGGUUACCUAGCAACAUAUCUUCCUUCAUACAGAAUAUUUGCCGGAAGUAUUCUUCUUUCCUGUGCUCUAAAUCUACUUUUACCAGCAUGUAUCAAUGCCGACGAAUAUUAUUUAACUUGUUUAGUUCGAUUUCUUCAGGGAUUAGUUGAGGGAUCUUUAUAUCCCGGAUGUUAUGGAGUGUUAAGGUAUUGGUCCACACCUUCAGAACGAGGUCGUGCUGGGUCGACUGUAUUGACAGGUGCGUAUGCUGGGGCUGUGGUUGGUUUUCCAGUAGCCGGUGUGAUAACUCAUUAUAUAGGUUGGCAGUACGUAUUUUAUCUUAACGGGUGUGUUGGUAUUCUAUGGGCAUUGAUCUGGUUGGUAUUAGCGCGUGAAAAACCCUCAGACCACCCUUUUAUAAGUGAAAAUGAGUUGAAAUACAUGACCAAAGAGCAGGGAUAUGAUGUUACAGAUAGCAAGGAAACAAAAAUACCGAUAAAAGAAAUACUGACGUGUCCAGCAGUAUUAUGUUUGUGUUUGUGUCAUUUUGCACGUAAUUGGGUGUUUAUAUUAAUGUUAACAAACGAACCAUAUUACCUGAGUUUAUUUAAUUUUACAGUAGCAGAGAAUGGUUUAUAUGCUUCCAUACCACAUAUAAUGAAAGUACUAACAGCGGCUUCUAGUGGUUAUAUCGCUGAUUAUUUACUAUUAGAUAAUCUACUCACUAUAACCCAUAUACGUAAAUUACUUACUGGUGUAGGAUUUGGCGUGGGAUGUAUUGGAUUUUUUAUAUUAACAUUUGUAAAAGAUGGCUCAAUAGUAUUAAUAUUUUUGACACUGGCUGUUGGCUUUACCGGUUUCGCUGUAUCAGGUUGGCAAAUAAACCACUAUGAUUUGUCAGCUCGACAUGCCAGUCUGUUAGUUGCCAUAACAUCGACAGUGGGUAACAUUGGUUCUGUAACGGUGCCACUAGUUACGGGAUACAUAACAUUUUAUCAUACAUUAGAAUCAUGGAGUAUUGUUUUUUAUAUAACAUCGAGUGUGUUGGGAGUAGCAGUGAUUACAUUCCUAAUUUUUGGUUCAGGUCAACAACAAUCCUGGUCAAAUCCACCAGACAAGGUGCUGCUCGUUCAACAAUUAGAUCCCUUGGAGGCCCCACCAUACAAAGCAGAACGAUUACAGGACUCUAUUAAACCAACUUCAUAGACUUGUUCGGUGUCGGUAAUAAAUGGGCAAUUAUGACAUAGUCUCGAUCGAGACUUAAUUACGACAUUAAUAAAACGUUGUUGUUACCCUAAACAGCACACACAAUACCAAGUUUACAGACAAAUCUCAGGUAUAAAGCGUUUUGUUAAGGUACAAACUUUUCAAACUGUUUCUUCUAUUUCACGCUAAGGACUUUUGCGCGGAUUUUGCUAUUCCAGUCUUGGUUAUGUUGAAAAACGGAAGUUUAGAUAUUUCUGUUUAAAAACAGCAUGUCUCCCACCCUUAACAUACUAUUAAAAAUUUAGGUAUCGCAUUCUAUAAAGAAAUACUUGUUUGUCGUUACAUAUAAUUAUUAAUCGAAGUGCCUGUGAAUUGAAUACGGUAUACUGAGUAACAUCUGGCAUGUCACAGAAUUGGUCGAUUUCGCUAUCUGGCCGUUAAAUUAGAUCAAGUGUAUAGCUGUAAUUCUGUAAAUCUGUUAUCUAUUAAAAUGUUACAGAAAAUAAAAUUAUAAAACGUUUUAAUAGUCUAAAUUAAAUUAUAUCAACAUUUCGUUUCGUUUUACUUUUGGGCUGUUUGUAAUUAGAUUGAGUUUUAAAAUGAAACUAGUGGGCAUGUUGAUCGUGAAUUCUUCGUGUUAUUUAAAAAUGGACAGUGAUAUAAAUACGUCAGUGGACAGAUGUAGAUUGAAAUUGGUUGUGAUAUUUUCAAAAUAAUAAAAUGUGAUAAUUUUGAUGUGAUAAUAUACCUAUGUAUAAUUAAUAUGUGUGUUGUAUCAAACAUUGAUGCCCAUCUGUCAAAAAUCUAUUUGAUGUAUAUAGCUAUAACUUAUUUGAAUUGAAAGGUUCACAUAUUAUACAGUAUAAUAAUUGAACUCACAACAAACAUAGCUAUGGUGGACUAUAAACCAAUAUAUUAAAUUACUAUUUGUAAUAGGUGACUAAUGAUACGGAAACACAAUUGAUCAGAAUUACCAUCAGCUACACGUUCUAUGGUAACGUGGCGUUUCCGGAUAGUAAUUUUCCCUUCAGCCCGGCUUCUGCUUGGAAGAAGGCUAAAGGGGGAAAACAGGCUUACGCUAGGAGCCAGGUUCAGUCACCUUGUUGCCUCGAUAUUCAUCUCACAAUUUCUCUUUUAAAGAUGCAUUAUGUAAGAUUUAGAUAAAGAGCUAGGCGUUCUUGUUUUAAUAGUUCUAAAAUAGAUCAUUCAAAAUUAAUAUAUUGAAAAUUUCAGUCAAAUUACUUUAUUCUGAGCGACAUUAUUUUGGACUUUUGACAUAGAUUGUUUAUUAUUAUAGCAACGUUAUUUAUAAAUCGAGACUCAGCCUCGCUUCGCCAUUUUAAAAUUAAAUCAUUAAAUUGCGAUCGUAUUUUAUUCCUUUUAAAUCUGCGUCACCCGAUGAUCUAGAGAAUUGAAUAUAGGUUUCGUCAUGUGAAUAAAUGUCUAAAUAAUAAUUUGAAGCCAAAAUAAAAAACCUGUAAUAGACAGAUUUAGCUCUUACAUAAUGUAUCUUUAAUGCCACUCCAACUGAAAUGAACUAUACAUCUCUGAAGCGCUUCAUUGAUGUCCCGUUGUAUGAUCUAUAACAUUGCUUGGCUUAAUGGAUCAAAACAUCGAUCAUUAAUUAGAUAAUCAUCGUGGUAUUUACUGUAUAUUUAUAAAAUGGAUUGUUAUUUUGUUGAAUCAUAAUAAAGAUGGCGGUAUAUGUUACUGUUAUGAAAACCA